AGUAGACAUUGCCUUCGUUUGACGUCGUGCACCGUUGCGUUUCUCUUUUUCGUCCAGUUUAGUCGUGUCGUCCUAUAUAAUUGCAACGGAGGUCAUGAAAUCGUUCACCAGUCGUGUGGUUCUCGUUUACCUGCCUAAACUACUGCGUUAUAACUGGAUUCCGUCUUUGUAUCUACAAAUUUUUGAAACAUCGUCUCUAACUCUAUGAAACACGACAUCACGACAAGAUCAGGGCAUUGCAUCUCUCAGACCCGCCUGUUGCUUGAUACCCAAUGAGCAUACCAACUACGUUUCACCUGCCCCAGACGCACGAGUUGUAAGUAGUGCUGGUCACAACAGACGACCAGUUACAUGCGAAAAAAAUUAUUCGUUUUCUUCUCCCUUUGCUUUAGCUUUACCCCCCAGUGAAAAUGCUCCGCCUAUUUGUGCUGCCUAUUCAUUGUUUAUUAGUUUGAGCGCGAUAGAAAUAGUGUCUGAACGCCACUCAGAAUCCCUCGAUGGAUAUACGACAUGAUCAUUGUGUUGUGCGAACUCACGACGUGAUUACGGUUGGAAAGCGAAUACGUAGUGUGCAUAGCAUGCGGGAUCGCAUGCGUGUUGUUUGUGUUCUGAGAGCCUUCAGCUCUGCAACUCCUAAGCCUGUGGAGGUGUACAACGUUCCAAAUGAAUCCACUGAGUUCAUGCACUUGCAUCGGUGCAUUGCGAAAGUACAUCUUCAUCUUGUGCUGAAACAGGUGCUAUGUACAUCAUCAUCUGAUCAUCAUCUUGAUCAUCUUCUUGCGUCCAAACGGGACCAAAACAGUAAGGAUCUUCAUCGUGGAACAUCAGACCAGCGGUCUUCUGACAAAUAGUCUUUUUGGAUUACUUUAUUUGUGUAGGACCAACAACAAAAAUUAUCCCGACGUGUUACAGCAACCCGCUCGCGUUGUUGUUCCACGCUGCUUGGUCGCUCCUGUUGUUGUUCCAAAAUAAGGCGCCAGUUAUUUCCAUUUCCUCCGUCACCGCCGUGAAAGUCGUCCUGCUCCGACAGAACAAGCAGAGGAAAAAAGUGGUGACAACGCGAAACCUUGUUUCACCCACGACAGUUGUACCAGCUGGUACAAAAACAUCAAACAAACUACCGGAAGAUGUAGAUGAAGAACUAGUAAGUGUGGAUACUGAAAGAAGUGGUCGUC
Amoebophrya sp. A120 is the source of this 1175-nucleotide messenger RNA. NCBI's taxonomy places the organism in Eukaryota, Dinophyceae, Syndiniales, Amoebophryaceae. The record is from the annotation of a GenBank genome assembly.